Molecule: messenger RNA, 897 nt
Organism: Bubalus bubalis (water buffalo)
Lineage: Eukaryota; Metazoa; Chordata; Mammalia; Artiodactyla; Bovidae
Gene: PDC
Product: phosducin
Exons: 4
Coding region: 160-897 (245 amino acids)
Biological process (GO): regulation of G protein-coupled receptor signaling pathway
Source: RefSeq, a predicted model, not a curated record
AGGGUCAUCAAUAUCCAGGGAUCUUAAAUCUGAGCUUAAACCUGUUCCACUUCAAGAGGAGUUUAGCAGACAGUAAUUCUUAUCCACUGAACACAAUCAAGAACACCAGGCACAGAAAACUAAACUGUCUAAACUAUCAUAUCAAACUAAAUCUCUAAAAUGGAAGAAGCAAAAAGCCAAAGUUUGGAGGAAGACUUUGAAGGACAGGCCUCACAUACAGGACCCAAAGGAGUAAUAAAUGACUGGAGAAAGUUUAAGUUGGAGAGUGAAGAUAGUGAUUCAGUUGCACCCAGCAAGAAGGAGAUUCUCAGACAAAUGUCUUCUCCUCAGAGUAGAGAUGACAAAGACUCAAAAGAAAGAUUCAGCAGAAAGAUGAGCGUUCAAGAAUAUGAACUAAUCCACAAAGACAAAGAAGAUGAAACUUGCCUUCGUAAAUACCGCAGACAGUGUAUGCAGGAUAUGCACCAGAAGCUGAGUUUCGGGCCUAGAUAUGGGUUUGUGUAUGAGCUGGAAUCUGGGGAGCAAUUCCUGGAAACCAUUGAAAAGGAACAGAAAAUCACCACUAUCGUUGUUCAUAUUUAUGAAGAUGGUAUCAAGGGCUGUGAUGCUCUAAACAGUAGCUUGACAUGCCUUGCAGCCGAAUACCCUAUGGUCAAGUUUUGUAAAAUAAAGGCUUCUAAUACAGGCGCCGGAGACCGCUUUUCCUCAGAUGUACUCCCCACGCUGCUUGUCUACAAAGGUGGGGAACUCCUAAGCAAUUUCAUUAGUGUUACUGAACAGCUGGCUGAAGAAUUUUUUACUGGGGAUGUGGAGUCUUUCCUAAAUGAAUAUGGGUUAUUACCUGAAAAGGAGAUGCAUGUCCUAGAGCAGAGCAACAUGGAAGAGGAUAUGGAAUAA